Salvelinus sp. IW2-2015 is the source of this 2530-nucleotide messenger RNA. RefSeq names its product death-associated protein kinase 2-like. Gene Ontology annotation, cellular component: nucleus; cytoplasm. Gene Ontology annotation, molecular function: protein serine/threonine kinase activity; ATP binding. Gene Ontology annotation, biological process: protein phosphorylation; intracellular signal transduction; positive regulation of apoptotic process. The record is from RefSeq and is a predicted model, not a curated record. NCBI's taxonomy places the organism in Eukaryota, Metazoa, Chordata, Actinopteri, Salmoniformes, Salmonidae.
GGUAUAACUCCAGUGUACUGUGCAGUAGGUCUAUUUGCAAAUUGCACGCAACAUAUCCAAGAAAUUGGAUUGUAGUAGACUAAUCAGAGGAUUGAUUCAGGGCCACCACAGGCACCUUUUAUAGUCUACAGGAAUAUUGAUGUGGUUUAAAAAUGUAAAAGUAUGCGAGGGCUUGCCAUGCUGUAUGUCGCGUAUCUCUAGCUCCCCUGUAGGCUUGGGCUACCAAAGAGCAUUGAAAUAAAGCGAGCCGUCGAACUAGUCUGGCUACUACUCUCUCCCCGGCACGGAAACCGGUUGCUGUCAGAAUACGGCACAACCUAAUUAUUUCAUUUCAAGGGAGACAAAUUUACUUUAAAUUCGGGAGUUCGUAAAGCCUACUACACAGGUGAAGAAGACCAACCUCACAUCAAAGCGGCGCACGAGAUUAUCGUGAAUUUAUUUGGAGUGCAGUAGCUCUGGAAAACAACCAGAAAAAGAGUGUGAGGGGGGGAAAGAGGGAAAAAGAGCAAGACCAUGGCUCAGAUUAAGCUGCAGAAUGUGGAGGACUACUAUGAGAUUGGAGAGGUUCUUGGCAGUGGUCACUUUGGGCAAGUGCGUGCGGUGCUGGAGCGGGCGUCCGGGGUCCACUGGGCGGGGAAGUUCCUGAAGCUGCGUCGGAGCGCUAGUAGCCGCCUGGGCCUGGAGAAGAAGAGUGUGGAGACGGAGGUGGAGAUACUGCAGAGCCUGCAGCACGCCAACGUCAUGGCCCUCAGGGACGUGUUUGAGAGUCGCGCCGAGGUGGUGCUCAUCGUGGAGCUUAUCAGUGGUGGGGAGCUGUUUGAUUUCAUAGCAGAGAAGGAGAGCCUGUCUGAGGAGGAGGCCAUAGAGUUCUUGAAGCAGAUCCUCAUGGGAGUGGGCUUUAUGCACACUAAGAACAUUGCCCACUUUGACCUCAAGCCAGAGAACAUCAUGCUGGCUGACAAGACGAUUCCACACCCCCACAUCAAGAUCAUUGACUUUGGACUGGCCCAUCGCUUCAAACAGGGAGAGGAGUACAGGAGCCUAUCUGGGACCCCACAGUACAUCUCCCCUGAGGUGAUUAACUACGAACCCCUGAGCGAGGCAGCCGACAUUUGGAGUAUUGGUGUGAUAACCUACAUAUUGUUGAGUGGUUUGUCCCCCUUUCAAGGAGAUAAUGAUGAGGAGACACUAAAGAACAUUGUGGGGAUGAUCUAUGAUUUUGAAGAGAACUAUUUCAACCAGACCAGCACCAUGGCCAAAGACUUUAUUGAGAAACUGCUGGUCAAAGACCCAAUAGAGAGAAUGACAGCGGAUGAAUGUCUAGUACACCCUUGGAUCAAGCCCCUCACGCGCAAACAGGCGGAUAACAGAAGUCGAUCGUCCAUCAACAUGAAAAGCUUCAAGAAGUUCAACGCCAAAAGGAAAUGGAAGAUGUCGUAUAACAUGGUGUGGGCGUGUAACAGAUUAUUUCGCCUGCAGUUGCAGUGUAAAAGCAGGUCCCAGGAGGACCCAGAACUGAGGCAGUGUGAGAGCGACCAGGAGGACACGGAGACCAAGCCUGCUUCUCUCAUUCGCCGCAGACUCAGCAGCAGUUCCUAAAUAAGACCACUGGGGUCACUAACACAGCCUCAGACCACCUCUAUCCAUCCCACCAUGGGGAAAUGGAGAGAAGCCUUUUGUGAGUGUACCAAUCACAAUACGAGUAACGAACCUGUGAUGUACCAAUCACAAUACGAGUAACGAACCCGUGAUGUGCAGGUGCCUAAAGCCAGUGUUAGUCCACAGAGUUGAAUCUUAAUGUCUCAGACACGGUUCCUGAUAAAACCACUGUAGUUUACCAAACUGCUUCUGUUACACUUCACCCCCAUUUGACCUAGUAUUUGCCUGUGCCUUUUAUGUAUUUUCCUGUGCCUUUUAUGUAUUUGCCUGUGCCUUUUAUGUAUUUGCCUGUGCCUUUUAAGUUUGACACAUUUAUUUUCUGAAAAUGCCAAAACAUUUGUUUAGGUUUGAUGGUGCACGGGAUAAAGUUUGUCACACUUAUAGCUAACCUCAAUUGCAAUUAUUAUACCUUACAAUAUUAUGUGGUUAAAAGCCUUAUCAAACUUCAUCUUAGAUAUACUUUAUUGAACAUUUCAACUAUCUUUGGCUUAUGUCAAAGGUCAAAUUUAUAGUUGUUUUUGAAAGGGAAAGCUACUUUAUAACAUUGUGUAGGCUUGUUUUUUUAUAUAUAAUAAUGAGAGUUUAAUACUGACAACAACCAUGUUUUGUGAAUUCUGUGAUGGUGAAUAAGAAAAUGUUAGUCUAUGACGUUAAAGCUAUUACAGUAUAUACGUUUGUUACUUUGAAAGCCCACAAUUUUUUAAAGACAGCAGACUACUUGUACUGGUUGAGUUAUCAGUUUCUGUGGCACAUGAUGUUACCAUAUUUGAACCAUGAGGUCAAGAUAGUCAGUGAACUGCAACCUGUAUCUUACUUGACCACUGCGAACCUAUAGUUAACAUCACAAUCAUUGUAAACGUUCAUUGUAACA